This is a messenger RNA of Colletes gigas, 1893 nucleotides long. RefSeq names its product RILP-like protein homolog (gene Rilpl). Gene Ontology annotation, molecular function: protein dimerization activity. The record is from RefSeq and is a predicted model, not a curated record. Lineage: Eukaryota; Metazoa; Arthropoda; Insecta; Hymenoptera; Colletidae. Gene Ontology annotation, cellular component: ciliary basal body; cytoplasm. The transcript has 7 exons. Gene Ontology annotation, biological process: cilium assembly. The coding region runs from base 287 to 1459 and encodes 390 amino acids.
UUUAACUUUUUCUUUCGUUUAAAUCUGCUGGUUUCGAUGAUCGUCAUAUGGUGUAUACGUUCAGAUUAACAGUCUGUAUGUACAUCCAUAUGUACGUGCAUGCAUAACAAUUAUAAUGCGUCCUAUUCUACGACAAUGUGCAGUGCUGAGUGGAAUUUAAGAUAAGCGUUGCGAACGCGAUUAAUCAUCGUGAUCUCACAGUUCCAUGCACUUAAACACCAUCAAUGAAUACACAGUAGUUGUUAACUUUCUUGUUCAUACGUAGCAUACCCAAAUUUAACUAUUGAUGCCUUUUUGUUUGAAAAAUUAUACAAUCUGUAAUAUGGAGGAAUAUUCUGUAGUAUCAGAUGUAUCGGUUGUAGAUGUCUAUGACAUUGCUUCCGAAAUAGGGAAAGAAUGUGAGAAACUCAUAGAUGCAUUUGGUGUAGAAUCUGUGACCAAUCUUAUGCCAAAAGUGAUACACGGAUUAGAGCUGUUGGAAAGCCUCGCAACCAAAAAUGAAUGUGAAAACACGAUAGUCCAAGAGUUACGUGCAAAGAUUUCACAAUUGGAAACGGAUAAGAUCGGAAAAGCAGAGGACAGGCAAAGAUUUGAAAAGGAAUUGGAACAAAUAGAAGAGCAUUGGCGGCAAGAGUCUCGUGAACUAGUAGGAAUGGUUACAAGAUUACAGGAAGAAAAUAGACGAUUGGCAGAGGCUCUACAAGAGUCACGCAGUGACAGUCAGUACAGCAGUAAACAAACUUUUACAGCUAGCCAAGAAGUUGAUAUAGCAGUGUUACAACAUUUAAGAUCCAUGAUAGACAAGCAAAGAGAUCAAAUUCGAGUAAGAGACAAAGAACUACAGCAGAAAAAUGUGGAUAUAGAAAAUCUAACAGCGCAAGUCGAAAAACUUGGGGUCGUUGGCCGAGAAUUAAAGCGUAAACAACGUCAAGCGCAAAUGCAAGCUCGUGGUUUGGUAGAAGAAAGAGCAGACUUUUUGGCACAGUUGCAAGAUCAAAAUCGUGAAUUGAUCAAUCUUCGAGCCCGUCUUGGUUUGGCAAAAAAAGAAAACGAAGAUCUAAGUAAAUUGCAGGGAUGUCCAGACCUAACGAAUAAGGCUGUUUAUGAUCUAGAUGACCCUGAUAGACCAAGGUUUACCACCGCCGAAUUAAAAGAAAUUCUACAUGAACGAAAUGAACUAAAAGCCAGGGUCUCAGAUUUGGAAGACGAAUUGGAACUGUAUCGACCGAAGCCUGAAAUAGUGGAGGAUGAUAAAGACGCUCCUGUCCAAGGACCACUUCCUUACGAACCAGAUGACGCGCCAUGGAAAAAGUCUGAAUCUGGAAUUCGUAAAUUUUUUCGAAAAAUUUUCUCAGAGUCCAGCAGUAGUUUCUUAGUUGGUAGUAGUCCACGCAGAAGUCUUUCUAGUCUAUCAAAGAUGGCCCUGUCAGGAAAUAGUACAUGUGAUGAAUCUGUAUAAUGAUUUUUUACCAAGCGACUAAACAAGUUCACAUGCCCCGCAAAAAAUAAUUGAACGUAAUGCUCUAGGAUCCACUUAACAGUAUUUUAUUCCUUGAUAAUGAUUAUACAUUCAGAAAAAUUAUUUUAAAACGUACGUAGUUUUUUUUAGAACCAACCAAGAUUAGUCAUUGUAAUUAGAUAAUUGACUGAUACGAGUGUAGGCAUUUAUACAGAAACGAAACAUUCAAAUAUUUGCAUGUGUAUUAAUAUGUAUUUAUUAUUCAUACAGAAAUCAGAAAGACAUUUUACUAUUUACGUACUCUUAUCUUUAAAAAUGAAUUUGCAUUCUGCUAGGUGAGCAUGAUAAUAAUGCAUACAAUAUUAUCUUUUUAUUUAAUAAUUUCUAUAAAUUACAGUAUACAGAAUAAAACUAGGUAAAAUUACUUUUAACAU